This is a messenger RNA of Purpureocillium lilacinum, 1554 nucleotides long. RefSeq lists its product as uncharacterized. Gene Ontology annotation, cellular component: plasma membrane. Gene Ontology annotation, molecular function: spermidine transmembrane transporter activity; spermine transmembrane transporter activity. Lineage: Eukaryota; Fungi; Ascomycota; Sordariomycetes; Hypocreales; Ophiocordycipitaceae. The record is from RefSeq and is a predicted model, not a curated record. Gene Ontology annotation, biological process: spermine transport; spermidine transport; transmembrane transport.
AUGACGGCCGUGGGCGACGCAGCCGCGGACAAGGACGUCCCGCCGGAGCAGCCUCCCGUCGGCGACACGACCGACACAGAGGUCGACACCACAAACGACAUGGCCACGGACAUGGAUGCGUCUGCCGCUGUUGGUGCCGAUGCGGAGAAGGCUGCCGCCGCGAAGCCAUCCGAUGCAGACAUUGACUGGGACCGGCACCCCGAGAACCCGCGCAACUGGCCGGCGUGGAGAAAGGGAUUGUUGAUAACGUCCAUCUCGUCCAUGGGCUUCGUCACCUCCGUCGCCACCUCCAUCAUGAGUCCCGCCCGAGUCCAGCUCAUGAACGAGUUCAACGUCGGCAGCACCACCGCCCUCGUGCCCCUCGCCAUGUACGUCUUCGCGCUCGGCUUCGGCCCCGUCAUGGGCGGCCCGCUGUCCGAGACCUUUGGCCGCCGGCCCAUCUACCUCUACGGCAUGCCGCUCGGCGCGCUCUUCACCCUCGGCGCCGGCUUCACGCAUAACUUUGGCGCGCUGUGCUUCCUGCGCUUCAUGGCCGGCUUCUGCUGGGCGCCGCUGCUCGCUGUUCCGUCGGCGACCAUCUCGGAGACGUUUGCCCCCAAGACGAGGGGGCCAGUGUCCGCCAUCUUUAUCCUGACGCCGUUUCUGGGCCCUGGACUUGGACCCGUCAUCGGCUCGUUCCUCGUUAGCCGCAAGGACUGGCGCUGGACGCAGUGGACCCUGCUCUUCAUGGCCAUCUUCUGCAUGAUCCAGACGCCCUUCAACGGCGAGACCUUUGCGCCCAUCAUCCAGCGCCGCAUCGCCAAGAGACGGGGUGAGCAGGUGCCGCCAAAGACGCCCCUGACGGCACGGCUGGGCACGUUUGCGCGCGUGGGUCUCAUCCGCCCGCUACACAUGCUCUUCGCGGAACCCAUCGUCACGUUUCUGUGCCUGUACGUGGCGGUCAACUUUGGCAUUCUCUUUAGCUUCUUCGCCGCGGUACCGUACACAUUCACGCUCGUGUACGGCUUCGACCUUGAGCACUCGGGCCUCGUCUUCCUGUCUAUCGUCGUCGGGUGCUUCCUGGGCCUCCUCACCAUCCUGCUAUGCGACAUUCUGAUCUACCGCCCGAGGACGGCACGCCACCCACUCAAGCGGAUCCCGCCAGAGAACCGCCUCUACCCCAUGAUGAUUUCCUGUUUCGGCCUGCCCAUCGGCCUGUUCUGGUUUGCAUGGACUGCGCGCUCCGGCGUGUCAUGGGCGAGUCCGACCGUCGCCAUCGUCCCCUUUGCGUGGGGCAACCUGUGCGUCUUUGUCAGUGCCAUCCAGUACAAGGCGGACACGUACCACGGCAGCGUGAUUGCGAGCGCCGUGAGCGCAAACAACCUGGCGCGAUACGGCUUCGCCGGAGCCUUUCCCCUAUUUACGAUUCAGAUGUACAAGGCACUGGGCAUAGACUGGGCCACGAGCCUACUGGGGUUUGUCUCCAUCGCUCUGCUGCCGAUCCCUUGGGUGCUGUUCAAGUUUGGCCCCAGGAUCCGGGCAAAGAGCAAGUAUGAGACGAUGAGCUACGAAUAG